AUGUGAAAUCUUUCCAAGGGUGUGGCUGUGUUCAUCUUAUUCUCCAGCCCAAGUAGAACAGAGGAGAAGCGUGAGAAGGACAGACACAUUCAACAGCCAGAGGCCACGGAGGACAGAGCUCAGUGCUGUAGACAAUAUGCUGUUCUUUGGGCAGAAGGCCUUGCUGCUUGUCAUGGCACUCAGCAUCCCCUCUGACUGGCUACCCCUCAGGGUCAGUGGUCAACGAGGAGAUGAUGUGCUUGAGACAUUCACAGACGACCCUAAUCUGGUGAACGACCCUUCUACAGACGAUACAGUUCUGGCUGAUAUCACACCUUCCACAGAUGACCUGGCCUCAGCUGGAGACAAAAAUACUACUGCAGAGUGCCGGGUUGAGAAGUUCGCUUGUACAAGACUGUAUUCUGUCCAUCGGCCAGUCAGACAGUGUGUGCACCAGGCCUGCUUCACCAGUUUACGGCGCAUGUACAUCAUCAAUAAUGAGAUCUGUUCCCGGCUUGUCUGUAAAGAACAUGAAGCUAUGAAAGACGAGCUUUGCCGGCAGAUGGCAGGCCUGCCUCCAAGGCGACUCCGCCGCUCCAACUACUUCCGACUUCCUCCCUGUGAAAAUAUGAAUUUGCAGAGACCUGAUGGUCUGUGAUCACCAUGGAAGAAUGAAGAAAGUGUGGAUGAGGGAAUCAGAAAUUCCUUCUCCUCCAACCGCUGUCGUCUGUCCCAUGGAAACGUAUUUUUAAACUAAGCCCUUUGCAAUGUCCCGGCUUCCUACCCUACUCUGUAAUUUUCACCAGAACUGGUCUUAUUUUGCAGUAUUGACAAUACAAUGUCUAUAUUGUUGUA
Molecule: messenger RNA, 834 nt
Organism: Arvicanthis niloticus (Nile rat)
Lineage: Eukaryota; Metazoa; Chordata; Mammalia; Rodentia; Muridae
Gene: Mfap5
Product: microfibril associated protein 5
Biological process (GO): embryonic eye morphogenesis
Cellular component (GO): microfibril
Source: RefSeq, a predicted model, not a curated record